GGGCAGAUAUUCUACCGGAAAUGCACAUUGUUCGAAAAGAAUGCACUAUUGAAGGGUGAAUGGAGGCAACACAGCUGAUCGAUGACUCAAUAUUGGAAGAGUCAGAGGAGGAGGAUGGAGAGAUGCGAAAAGAGAAGCGAGGAGAGCCACUGGCCAAACUCAGGGUGUUAAAAAAUGAACACAUCUCAGAGACUGAGUUGCCUCUCUACCAGGGAGAGAAUGUGUUGGGUCGAAACCCAAACUCCUGCUCCCUGCCCCUCGUGGCCCUCUCCGUAUCCAAGCAACACACUGUCAUCUCCAUCUCAAUGUUUCACGGCAACCGUUGUCACGGCAACGGUGCCACCAUGGAGACAGAGGCUUUAGUGUGGGACCUGGGGAGCAUGAAUGGGACAAGGAAGGGCCGGACCAAACUGACCCCUCACGUCCGCUACGCACUGACCGAGGGAGAGUGUGUGGUAAUAGCUGACAUCCCCUGCCAGUAUGUCUCUGUGGACCAGAGGGGGGGACAGGGGCACAUGCAGAACCCGAUCAACGCACACUCUGGAAGGGGAAAGAGGACAGGGCCAGACAGGAAGGCCCAGUUCAGAGGAAGCCCUAUUGGCCAAGGUCUGGGACGAAAGACUGGCACACCGAAGACUGAAAGACCGACUGAGGGUAGAGGAGUCAAUGGAGAGAUGGGGGCACCAUCGUCGACUGAGCUGGGUGGAAAGGGUCAAACUCGGGCCAUACCCCUGUCGUUGGAACAAACCCCCACACAGCCUGAGAGGACACUGGUGCCUGAAUCUGAGUCUGACUCCGACGGAGAGCGAGAGGGACGGAGAGACAAACGGGGAAAGUACUUUGUCUCUGAUUCUGACUCCCACAUGUCCAGUCCCACCUGUUCUACAUUCCUCAGUCCUACAAACAAAGUCAUUCCAGAGAGUGAGGACGACAGCCCCAUCACUCACUCCUCUGCUAAAAACAGACCCAAGAAAGUAGUGAGCUUCAGUGAGGAGGAGAGCGACAUGGAUGGACCGAGACAGCAUCCCAGGAGAAGAAGAGCACAAGUGAUAGUGGACGACAGCGAGGAGGAGGGGAAGGAAGGCACAGAGGCACUAGGAGAGAAGGAAACUGGGACAAGGACAAGAGGAAAGGAAGAUGUGUCAGUGGUGAACCAGGUCAGUCAAGUUGAGAGUAGAUUAACCCCAUCUGCACCGAUGGUGUCUACAGAGGUCAAGUUUAACAUGGACAGUGACACAGACAUAGAGGGAGAGGAGGAGAUGGGGCUGUCUGCACCUGUAAACAGUGUUAUGCCACCAGACGCAACAGAACCUCCUACUACAGACUCUGACCCAGGCCAGAUCCACAUGGACAGUAAUACUGAUGUGGAGGAAGGAGAUACUAUGGACGGUGACUCUAAGUUAAUGCUAACUGCAGCCGAUGUGGAGAGGAAACCAGUAGAUUCUGUCCCAGUGGUGCAGCAAACAGAGAUACACCUGGACAGUGAUACAGACAUGGAUGAUGAUGUUGUUGUGUCGAACAGUGCUACCAAUGUUACCUCCUUCGUAUCGGAUCCGGUUGAGAAACCAGACGGUUCUGCCCCUGCAGUGCCGCCCGUAGAAUUCCACCUAGACACUGACACAGAUGUGGAAGAGGAGGACACAGACACACAUUCCAAAACAGUUCCAGAAUCAGAUUCUAGUGGGAUCAGAACAGGUAUUGCUGGUCACCAGGAGAUCCUUUUGGACAGUGAUACUGAUGAAGAAGACAACCCUUUUGCCCCUCCGGCCAGCAGCAGAACAGCGGAGCUCCUUAAUCCACCCACCAGUGUAGGACCUGCAGCUGCUGCUCCUCUGGAGAUCAGGUCUGACAGCGACACAGACUUAGAGGAAGACGCCACACAGACCAUGAACCUUCCUCCUCCUAAUGUCGCCACGGUAACGGAGGACACGGUGUUAGCGUCGCGACAGGCCGUGCUUCCAUCACCCACAACAACGAUAACCGGUGCUGUUACCACGACAAUCGCUCUCAGGUCUCAGGACUCUGAUGCUGACACAGAUGCUGAGGAGGGGAGGUUGGAGCCCAAACCCCCCCGGUGUCGGCCCCCAGCAGGGAUGGUCCCGGAGUCGGACCUCAGUGAGCCCAGUGACUUCAGGAUGGACAGUGACAUGGAGGAGGAUGGACCAGGGGAGGCAGGCCAGGGACAGACUGGAGGUCGGCUCAGAGAGGGGGCAGCUGGCCCCGGGCUGCUCCCCCUGGGGGGUUCCCCUGGCCCUCAUCAGAAGUGCUCCACCCCUUUGGCAUCGUCAGUACAGGAGGAGAUGGAGACUCAGGCCUUCCUCAGUCCCUCUGACCCCUUCAGACCUCUCCCUCCUGUGCUGAGGCCUACAGCAGUAUUGUCCUGCUCUGCAUCAGACAGCCAGGAGGACGAUGACUUUGUGGUGGCCGAAACCCAGUCAUUUGUGUUGGAGGCCCAGAACCAGGGCCAUCAGAGCAGCCUUCCAGUGGAACCAACCCCGGAUGCUACGCAGCCCUACGAUCUGGAGCCUUCCUUGGGGGAGGACCAGGAGGAGCAGCCCAGCCGAGGCUCCUUCCAGCUGGGUCUGUCAGACAGCAGCCACCUCCACCUCCAGGCCAGGGACCAGGCCUCCGAGAGCACCCAGGCAUUCAGCUUCCCAGAUGGGGAUUCUGACCUGGAGGCCACCCAGACCUAUGGAUCUGGAGGGGGGAGCGAGGAGCUUGGCCUGAGGUCUGCGGUGUUCGGGAGGAACAGGCAGGUGGACUUUGUCCUGGAGGCAACACAGGCUUAUGCUGCCCAGCCUUGCAGUGACACAGAGGAGGAAGAUGAAGAGGAGACCCCCACCACGUCUAAUGUUGAUACGACUGAAACCCUGCCCAUGUCUGCCUAUGAGGAAGAGGAGGAAGAUUUGGUUGGGGCCAUGCCCUCAACCCCAAUAAGGAGAGGGAGAUCUGGAGGAGCGAGGGACAGGGAGGAAGAGGAGCAGGAGACCCAGACUGGUGACGUGCUGAUCAACCAAUACCUCUCCACGGCUCAAACUCUGGACAUGGUCCAGGAGAGUGAUGAUGAGGAAGAAGCCAAACCAGACCCACCCAGAGGAAGAGGACGGUCCCAAGAACAGACAGUAGACGAGGAAGAGACACAGACUGUCUGCUCCUACCUCUCCACUGCUGAAACCCAGCCCAUGUUUACUGCUGCUGAGGAUAAUGAGGAGGAAGAACUCAAACCUCCAUCACCCAGAAGGAGGGCAAGGUCCCAGAGAGGGAGAGUAGAAGAGGAGGAGACACCACCUAGUGAGUUCCUCACCAGCUCCCACAUCUCCACCGCUGAAACUCAGCCUAUGGGUACUUGUGACACUGAGGAAGAGAAGGAGGAGGACACCAAAGAUAAAGGACGGGCUCAGAGAGGGCGAGGGAAAGAGUCGGAGGCUGGGACAAGCGGUGUCAGCAGUAGAGGUAGAAGAGGAGGAGGAGAGGAAGAAGAGGAGGGUGCUGAGCCUCCAAAGACACAGACAAGAGGGAAGGGAAAGGCUGUGAACACCACAGGAGGCAGAGGGAGGAGAGGGAAGGUGCUGUCUGAGGAGGGAGAGAGGGAGAAAGAAGAAGAGGUGGAGGUGGUUGAGCAAGGGAGAAGACGAAGAAAGAGUGUGAAACAACAGAAAGAGGGAGAAAAAGAAAGACUUGAGGAGGAAGAGGGAAUAGAAAAGGAAAGACAAGAACAAGCUGAGAGGGAACGGUUGCAGAAGGAAAAAGUAGAAUCAGAAAGGGUUAUGAAGGAACAACAGGAGAGAGAAAGGAUGGAGCAGGAACUUAAAGAACAAUAUGAGAGAUUAGAGAGGGAGAGAGUGGAAAGACGAGAAACAGAAAGGAUGGAGAGAGAGGAAAGGGAACAGGAGGAAAGAGAGCGGCUUGAGAGGGAAAGGAAGGAACGAGAAGAGCAAGAAAGACUGGAGCGAGAAAGCAGGGAAAGGGAAGCGCUUGAGCGAGAGAGGGUGGAAAGAGAGGAGAAAGAGAGAAUGGAGGGAGAACAAGCAGAAAAUGAAAGAUUGGAGAAAGAGCGUAAAGAGAUAUUGGAGAAGGAAAAAAUGGAAAGAGAAGAGAUGAAAAAACAGGAGCGAGAACGACUGAAGAAGAACAAGGAAGAGAAGGAUCGAUUAGACAGGGAAACGAAGGAAAGAGACCUGAAAGAAAAACUGGAGAGGGAGAAGAAGGAAAGAGAAAAGAGGGAAGCCAAGGAGAAAGAAAAGGAGAUUAUUAAAGAACGACAAGUGAAGGAACAAGGAGAAAAACAAAGAAAGAAAGACAACGAAAAUGAGCCAAAAACAUCCACUAGAGGUCGCAGAGCAAUCACCAGGAGAACCGUCACGGUUCCACCCACAACUGAACCACAACCUGAACUUGAUAUUCUGUCCAGCCAACCAGAACCAGUCCCAGCUAGUAUAACUAGGUCUCGCUCCAACUCUUCCAACUCUGUCAGCUCUGAGAGAUCCAGCAUAGGCACCCUGGGGAGCAGAGGGAGAGGGGGGAGGAAGACCACCAGCACCACAGAGCCAGCCCCUGGUCCAGACAACCCCACCCGCAACAGCACCAGGAGACGGACGUUGGUCGGGACGGUUGUGGCUCCCCCUACUGCUUUGGAGGUCACAGUGCAGGACAUUCUCUCCAGCGAACAGUUUGUUGCCAGGAGAACCCGCUCUCGCUCCAGCUCCACCAACUCCCACAGCUCCCUCAACUCAGAGGUCUCCACCUGUAUUGCGGCUAGCAUGAGCUCUCAGAGCAGAGGGAGGAGGAAGACUGGAACAGAGUCUGUCUCUCCCAGUAACAGGCAGAGUGAGCAGCCUCCAGCCCCCAAGCCCACAGCCAGAGGCAGGAGAAGCCAGAAAGUAGAGGAUUAUGGUCCACAGCCUGAGAUUAAUGAGAAGGCUGAUUCUCAGGAGGCUGGUGGUACCACUAGAGGGCAGAAGAAAACAGACAAAACCAAUGAGCCAGACCCUGUAGUAGCAGAUGAAGAAACUACUCCAGCCCAGGUAACCGAGGACUCCCCCGCUCCUAGAGGGAAUGGAAGAGGCCGGGGCCGAGGCGGACAGAAAGACAACACACCUGAAUCCACCACUACAACAGCAGGAGGGGACACUCCAAGUGAAGAGGGAGUGGAGUCUAAAACAGGUGGGAGAGGGAAAGGGAGGAAGAAGGGGCUGGAAGAGGAGGAGGAGAGCAGUGGGUUCAAGGUUCCCCGGGGUAAAGCUAAGGUUCAGAGGGGAGGGAGACGUAGGGCAGCAGAGGAAGGAGAGAAAGAGGAGAAUCCUGCAUCCACUCCAGCAAAGAGGGGCAGAGCCUCCACUGCACAGGUGAAAAAGAUAGCAGAGGAGGAGAAGAGUAUGGAGGGACAGAGUGAAAAGAUGGAAGAGGCUGGUACUGUGCAGAGGAAAGUCCGAGGCAGGCAGUCAACUGUUCAGAUAAAGAAAGAAGAGGAAUCUGUUUUGGACUCUAAUUCUGUGGUGCCCCAGACCCCUACAGGUAAUGGCAGAGGUAAGCGUAGGGCCCCUGUGGAAUCAUCACCUUUUGCCAAGACCCCUCGCUCCUCCUCUGCCUCUCCCCUGUCCUCUCUCUCCUCCCCUGGGACACUGGGCCGAGCUAGGGCCUCCACGCAGUCCUACAAGGUGUUGUUUACAGGAGUGGUGGAUGAGGAGGGGGGGAAGGUGGUGUCUCGUCUGGGGGGCAGCCUGGCGAAGGGUGUGGCCGACAUGACCCACCUGGUGACUGACAGGAUCCGACGCACCUUCAAGUUCCUGUGUGCUGUGGCCCGUGGCGUGCCCGUCGUCACCACCGAUUGGCUGGAUAAGUGUGGUAAGGUGAGUAGUUUCCUACCUACUGACAGGUACCUGGUGAAGGACAGGGAGCAGGAGAACAAGUUCAGCUUCUGUCUGGAGGAAUCACUGAGGACCGCCAGCAUCCAACCUCUACUACAGGGAUAUGAGGUCCAUGUGACCAGGUCAGUGUUGCCUCAGCCAGCCCAGAUGAAGGACAUCAUCGUCUGUAGCGGAGCUCGCUUCCUCUCCAAGAUGCCCUCCACUCAGAAGGCCCAGGCCCGGACCCUAGUGAUAUCGUGUGGGGAGGACUGGUCUCUCUGUGCUCCUGCUCUCUCUGCUUCUCUCCCCGUCCUCAGUGCUGAGUUCCUGCUAACUGGUAUAUUACAGCAGAGAGUGGACCUGGUAACCCAUGUCCUCUCAGCCCCCAAACCCAGGGCCCAGCCAGGAGCCAAAGGCCAGGCCAGUGGCAGGAAGAGAACGUAACAGAAAAACAAAAUUCACCUGGGUGGUAUUCAUUAGUGCAUACUGUAGCAAAACAUUAUGCAACAGAAAACAAAAACUAGUGUUGGACAAGUUCAGGCAAUCCCUCCCUGUUUUAGUCUGUUUUCUUCCGAUAUGUGAAUAUGACCCUGUCUACAGGGCCAGGGAGAAGGCAUUAUAGUUCCAGAGGAGACCGCAGACAGACGACACCCGUGUGUGUGUGUGUGUGUGUGUGUGUGUGAGUGAGUGAGUGAGUGAGUGAGUGAGUGAUGGCGUGUGUGAUAGCAUGCAGCACCCACCUCCACCUGUAUAGUGAACAGUAGCAGGUCCAGGCCACAGAGGAGUGGUAACUACAGUACUACUACCCUGGAGGGGCUGGAGACCAUUAGACACCUGAGAGAGGGGAGAAUGAGGAUUCGGAUGUACAAGAGACAAAUGGCAGCAUCCCAAAUGGGACCUUAUUGCCUACUUUUGAAAAGAGCCCUGCACUAUAUAGGGAAUAGGGUGCUAUUUGGGACGCAGCUGUAAAAGGCUGGUGAGAGGAGACAUCCACCUGUAUGACCAACUAGACUAGAUAGUUGAGAACGUAUUCACUCAGAUAAGACAAACAACCCCAAGAUAUGGAAAUGUACUCCUAUGUUUGAGGGUAGAGAAUAUACAUGCAGAGAAAUGCUCUGAAUAGAUUUGUUUAUAACAAAAGAUGUAAAUAUGAGGUAACAGAGAGAAAUACAUGAGAUCAUUUACUGCCUAUCCCAGUCAUAUUUAUUUUAUCUGUUUCUUCCUGUCUCUUCUCUCCUCCUCCUGAUCUUUCAUCUACAGUUGAAGUCAGAGGUUUACAUACACAUUAGCCAAAUACAUUUAAACUCAGUUUUUCACAAUUCCUGAUAUUUAAUCCUAGUAAAAAUUCCCUGUCUUAGGCCAGUUACGAUCACAACUUUAUUUUAAGAAUGUGAAAUGUCAGAAUAUUAGUAGAGUGAUUUAUUUCAGCUUUUAUUUAUUUCAUCACAUUCCCAGUGGGUCAGAAGUUUACAUACAUUUAAUUAGUAUUUGGUAGCAUUUCCUUUAAAUUGUUUAACUUGGGUCAAACGUUCCCGGGUAGCCUUCCACAAGCCUCCCCUGGCACAUUCCUCCUGACAGAGCUGGUGUAACUGAGUCAGGUUUGUAGGCCUCCUUGCUCGCACAUGCUUUUUUCAGUUCUGCCCACAAAUUUUCUAUGGGAUUGAGGUCAGGGCUUUGUGAUGGCCACUCCAAUACCUUGACUUUGUUGUCCUUAAGCCAUUUUGCCACAACUUUGGAAGUGUGCUUGGGGUCAUUGUCCAUUUGGAAGACCCAUUUGCGACCAAGCUUUAACUUCCUGACUGAUGCAUUGAGAUGUUGCUUCAAUAUAUCCACAUUUUCCCACCUCAUGAUGCCAUCUAUUUUGUGAUGUGCACCAGUCCCUCCUGCAGCAAAGCACCCCCAUAACAUGAUGCUGCCACCCUCAUGCUUCACGGUUGGAAUGGUGUUCUUCGGCUUGCAAGCCUCCCCUUUUUUCUCCAAACAUAACGAUGGUCAUUAUGGCUAAACAGUUCUAUUUUUGUUUCAUCAGACCAGAGGACAUUUCUCCAGAAAGUACGGUCUUUGUCCCCAUGUGCAGUUGCAAACCGUAGUCUGGCUUUUUUAUGGCGGUUUUGGAGCAGUGGCUUCUUCCUUGCUGAGCGACCUUUCAGGUUAUGUCGAUAUAGGACUCGUUUUACUGUGGAUAUAGAUACUUUUGUACCUGUUUCCUCCAGCAUCUUCACAAGGUCCUUUGCUGUUGUUCUGGGAUUGAUUUGCACAUUUCGCACCAAAGUACGUUCAUCUCUAGGAGACAGAACGCGUCUCCUUCCUGAGCAGUAUGACAGCUGCGUGGUCCCAUGGUGUUUAUACUUGCGUACUGUUGUUUGUACAGAUGAACGUGGGUCCUUCAGGCAUUUGGAAAUUGCUCCCAAGGAUGAACCAGACUUGUGGAGGUCUACAAUUUUCUUUCUGAGGUCUUGGCUGAUUUCUUUUGAUUUUCCCAUGAUGUCACGCAGAGGCACUGAGUUUGAAGGUAGGCCUUGAAAUACAUCCACAGGUACACCUCCAAUUGACUCAAAUGAUAUCAAUUAGCCUAUCAGAAGCUUCUAAAGCCAUGACAUAAUUUUCUGGAAUUUUGCAAGCUGUUUAAAGGCACAGUCAACUUAGUUUUUGUUGAACUUCUGACCCACUGGAAUUGUGAUACAGUGAAUUAUAAGGGAAAUAAUCUGUCUGUAAACAAUUGUUGGAAAAAUUACUUGUGUCAUGAACAAAGUAGAUGUCCUAACCGACUUGCCAAAACGACAGUUUGUGAACGAGAUUUGUUGAGUGGUUGAAAAACGAGUUUUAAUGACUCCUACCUAAGUGUAUGUAAACUUCCGAUUUCAACUGUAUACUGAUUAAUAGCCAUCCUCUCUCCUUUGUAUAAAGAUAACAAAUGUACAUAUAUAUAUAUUGUGUAUAUUAUGCGAGGGUAAUGAAUAUACCAGGUAUCUGUCUUCACUAGCUGUGAUUGCUGAAGGGACAUUUCUUCAAUCUUAGAGAAAGGACUGAACUGAUUGUUUUAAUGCUGCUCGUCCAUCUACAUCUUUGUAUGUCUAGGAGUUAAAUGUGUCUUUAUUUACCGACCAAUAAACCUUAUGUACUGAA
Molecule: messenger RNA, 8972 nt
Organism: Salvelinus fontinalis (brook trout)
Lineage: Eukaryota; Metazoa; Chordata; Actinopteri; Salmoniformes; Salmonidae
Product: mediator of DNA damage checkpoint protein 1-like
Biological process (GO): positive regulation of transcription initiation by RNA polymerase II
Cellular component (GO): nucleus
Molecular function (GO): protein binding
Source: RefSeq, a predicted model, not a curated record